Molecule: messenger RNA, 4097 nt
Organism: Petromyzon marinus (sea lamprey)
Lineage: Eukaryota; Metazoa; Chordata; Hyperoartia; Petromyzontiformes; Petromyzontidae
Product: wee1-like protein kinase 1-A
Biological process (GO): protein phosphorylation
Cellular component (GO): nucleus; cytoplasm
Molecular function (GO): ATP binding; protein tyrosine kinase activity
Source: RefSeq, a predicted model, not a curated record
CGAGGCUUGAGUGGGGUUUGAAGCGAGGUAGGCGGGGUUUAAGUGGGCGCGGGCGGAGCUUAAUUUGCAAGCGAACACGCUCAUUGGCCACUCGCAACUUAGCGAGCCACGCCUUUUAACGGACGCGCGCGCUUGAAUGCGGCCUAUAUAAGGCGGUGGCGCCACACGUGUUUACCGCUGAACGUCGCGAAAAGUUUAAGAGUUUUGGUUUUCGCGUUCUAGGUGUUAUCCGGUUACAGACACAGUGGAACGUUCUCAUUCUCUCUGGUAGCAGGAGUGGUGGGCAGCAUUGGGGUGUGGUGGGCAAGCAUUGGGGUGGGGUGGAGAGCUGGUUACAACGCUUAGCGGUUUGUUUACGUGUGCUGUAACGAGUACGGGUGAGUCGGAUAACAUUUGUGUGCAUGUUGCAACAUAAAUUGUGCAUGUACAAUAUCUGCAAGAGGUGUGUGUGUGUGCGUUGCAGCUAGUGCGUGCACGCCACUUCGGAUUGUGCAAAUGCACGUAGCGUAAUCUAUGUACUCGAGUGCGUUCUUAAGAUUCUGCGCAUGCAGUCGAAAGAAAGUGUAGGUACGUACAGUACGUAACUUUGUAACCAUUACGGUGUCGACUAAUGAGUUGCGUGCAACUUUGAACGACUUUGCUUGUAGAAGUAGAACCCGGUGGUGGUGGUGGUGAGUUCUGCAAUUCCGUAACGGUUCGUCAACUGCCACAACCCCAACUUGGCAGAGAGAAAAGGUGGCAGAGUAAAUAAUAAUAUCUUGCUACUAUUUAACACAGUUAAUAUUAUUUUUGGGGGGGGGGGGAGGGCUGAAUUGCUCCGGGAAGAUUUGUGAAAGCUUUUUUUUAAGUAUUAGGACAAUUUAUAGAGUGGUUAGUAGUGUUUUAAGGCCGUUACGGGGGUAUCUCGUCUUGAUAUUUGUUUUUUUUUACACUAGCCAACCGGUUAGCACGAUUGACAGCCUACGUACGGUGCGAAAGAAGUUAAACCUAAAUUUAGUAGCAGCAGCAUUUUUUGGUUAAGUUUAAGUACAGUUGAUACGUAACAAGAAGUAAAUCAUGAGUUACGGGGCCAGGCGUCAAAUUUUGCGGCACGUCAUCAACAACAGCAACAGUAGCAACAGCAACAACACCAAGGGAGCUCCCAGCAGCAACUUGAACGAGAACAUUUCUUCUAGCAGCAAAGGCAGCCCUAACGCCACGAGCAGCAUCAGCAGCAGUAUCAGCAACAACAUCACCAGAUCCGACAGAAUCAACAUCAGCAGCAAGCUCAGAUCUGGCGGCGGCAGCAGCAGCAGCGUUGUGGUGGCUCGGAGGUUGGACUGGAGUCAGGACGAUGACAGCGGCUCCUCCACCGACGAUUCCGCCUUCAACGAGGACAGUUUCUACUCCUCUCCUGCAGCUAUCCCACCACUACCACCUCCACCACCACCACCUUCGUCUCCGCCAGCUCCUUCUUCACGACGACCACGACCACCUCCACCAGCAGCAGCAGCACCACGGUCGGCAAGCCACGGCGUCGUCCAACACCCACACCACCAGUGGCGUCCGUUCGACGCAAUGCCGGCAGUGCCGUCGUCUCCCGAAGAUUCGCUGCUGAGCGGAGGCUCUCCUCCAGCCUUCUCCCACGGUGGGACCGACGACGAUGACGACGACGACGGUGGUGGUGGUGGUGGUCGUGGUGGUGGUCGUGGUGGUACAGAUUACGGGGACGACGCACUUGCCGCAGCUCGUCGACUUGACAACUGUGGCGCUGGCGAAGAUGGUGGUGGUGCUGCUGCCGCCGCCGCCACCGCUACUGCUAUCGACGACGACGAUGAUGAUGAUGCCGGUGGCGGCACUGCUGAUGAUGAGGACAAGGAGAAUCGCACCCCGCGUCGGCCCCGGCCCCGAUGGGGGUUUCAAGGUGUGGGAAGUCCCAGUUGCACCCCGGGUGAGGUCGGGAGGUCAUUGCGUCCGGAGUCUCCUCCACACAAGACGAUGCACAAGCUGCGACUCAUGGACUCGCCCCACUCUCCCAAGAGCCUGAGGCAGCUGGCGCGUGCGGGCGCCGGGUUCCGCUUGGGCGCCGGCCCUGCGCGGUCCACCCCCAAGGCGGGCCCCCGCAUCAACUUUAACCCCUUCACGCCGGACUCGGUGGACGUGCUGCAGUCCUGCCUGCACAGGAACCGCAAGAGGGAGAGCGAUGACGACCCGAUGGACAGAACGUCACAAGACGGGUGCCCGAAUCCGCCCAAGCGCAUGAUGAGCAUGCGGGAGGCGGAGAUGAUGUCGCGUUUCUCCACCGAGUUCCACGAGCUGGGCGCGCUGGGACACGGCCACUUUGGCUCCGUGUCGCGCUGCGUCAAGCGCCUCGACGGCUGCGUCUACGCGGUCAAGCGAUCGCGCCGGCCCGUCGCACACUCCGCCGACGAGCAGAUCGCGCUACGUGAGGUGUGCGCCCACGCGGUGCUGGGGCAGCACCCCCACGUGGUCCAGUACUACUCGGCCUGGGCCGAGGACAACCACAUGUACAUCCAGAACGAGUACUGCAGCGGUGGGAGCGUGACGGACGCUCUGCUGCGCUCCCCGGGCCACGCGUUCCCCGAGUGGCGAGUGCGGCGGAUGCUGCUGCACGUGGCGCGGGGUCUGCGCUACAUCCACAGCCUGGGCCUCGUGCACAUGGACAUCAAGCCCAGUAACAUCUUCAUCGCCCAGAGGACGCUGUCGUCCGAGCUGGAGGAGGGGGAGCCACAGAGCGACGCGGGGAGGGUGGGAGAGUCUCGAGACAUCUACAAGAUCGGUGACCUGGGUCACGUGACGCAGGUGAACAGCCGCCACGUGGAGGAGGGCGACUCGCGGUUCCUCGCGCUGGAGGUGCUGCAGCAGGACUACUUGGCGUCGCCGCAGGCGGACGUGUUCGCGCUGGCGCUCAGCGCGGUGGUCGCCGCCGGCGGAGGUCCCCUGCCGCGGAACGAAGCCGACUGGAUCCGGAUCCGGCAGGGCUGGCUGCCGGAGGGGGCGGCCGUGGCGUCCCUGUCGCUGGAGCUGCGCACCCUCCUCACGGCCAUGGUGAGACCCCAGGCGGGGGAGCGCCCCUCCACGGGGGAGCUGUGCUGCCACCCGACGCUGUGCGGCACCGCGGUGUGCAGCGUGCGGUCGCUGCGCCGCGCACUGUCGUGCGAACGCCUCAAGAACGCUCACCUGCGCAGAGAGCUGCAGUUGCUGAUGUCCAAGGAACGUUGCCCCAGCGACCGGAAGAGCGUCGCGGGCAGAUUUCGCCGUUCGAGCAGCCUGACUCCCUGACACUCGUCCACGUGUUCCAGCAGAGGAGAGCGACAGAGACACGGAUUCUGGCACCGCGGAGAUCCUGGGUUCAGAGGCGGUUUUUUUUCGGCCCGCGUUCUCAAAGUGUCGCGAGCGUGCCGACGGUCAGGCAUUCGGUGUAAUAUUCCUUGCUAAAUAUGUACAUAUAAUGUGUUCGUUUUCAACAGAUUGAGAGUACCUAGCAGACGUCGAAUUCCACACAACAGAUAAGUAGGCCGCACAACAGCCUUUAGAAUCGUUAGUGCGCACGCGCGCAGUCUCCGUUCACACGCAGAUCAAUCGGCAUGCGUGUGUAGUGUUCCGGUCGGGAGAUAAUUUUAGUUGAUGUUUUGAUUUUAAUUUAAUUUAUUUACUCUGGCUUAGCCUGAAAGUCUGGCCUCGAGUUUGUUUUACCGCGGUACUGGCUGUCACCGUGACAGCCCGUUUUCCCGACGUAAUGUGAGUCUGCUCGCCUGACGGAGGAGGUGUGUAAAUAGGUCUCCUUUUGACCUCCUGAAACAUUGAGCAAACAAAUGCACAGUGAGAGAGAAAUUUGUUUUCACAUUCUGGAAAGAGUUGUGCCUUCCUGUAUAUGCGAGAAUCAAUUCCCGGGGUGCCUUCAUUCGGCAAGGACUGGUGCUGUGGGGUGUUUUAUGCUUUUUUAACCCAGGGUUGAAAGUGUUAAUGCCUCUGUCUGUAGCGGCUGAGGUGGGGGGUAGGGUUAUGAUAAUUCCCGUAACGUUGAUUUAUAUCAAUUACAAAUAUUUUUUGUAACGUUUGCGUUGCUGUUCCGGGGGGGGGGGGGGGGGGGGGGG